This is a messenger RNA of Blastomyces dermatitidis ER-3, 3162 nucleotides long. Its product is annotated as high affinity methionine permease. Gene Ontology annotation, molecular function: L-amino acid transmembrane transporter activity. The transcript is spliced from 6 exons. Bases 1182 to 2771 code for a protein of 529 amino acids. NCBI's taxonomy places the organism in Eukaryota, Fungi, Ascomycota, Eurotiomycetes, Onygenales, Ajellomycetaceae. Gene Ontology annotation, cellular component: membrane. Gene Ontology annotation, biological process: amino acid transmembrane transport. The record is from RefSeq and is a predicted model, not a curated record.
AGGAAAUUGGCGCCGUGGUCCUCUUGUUGAUGUUAUUUAUCAAUUAGUAUCUUUACACGUCACGCAAUUGUACGCAGUGUAUUCUGUGUAAUUGUUCUGGAACUGUGAAGAAGUACUUGCCAGCCAUUGACAGCCGUUACCAAGGGCCUGAGUGAGUGCAUUUAGAUUGGGUUUGAUAACAGGGGAAUCUGUGUCACGGUCCUAAAGUCAAUCAAUCUUUUGUAGCUGUGAUACGGUGUUAGUUUCGAUGAUUGUGAAGUUCAAGCCCUUGAUAUCUUGUAAUCAGAUGCCAAGGCUUAGCACCUUUAGCACCUCAAAUUCGUCAAAAUAUCGGUAGUUACCUGUCUUGGCAGCUUUUAUCAACGUCAGCGAUAGGUUCUGUUGGCGAUAUCGAUGCCAGUUUCUAUCACCUCUCCAUUUCUUUUUUUUACUUACUCCUUACUUUUGUUCUGGCUUGUGGGCAUUGAAUCAUGGAAGGAUACCAAAGAGCCGCCUGCCUCGGACAUAUUCAGAAUCUAUCAGAAAAAUAAUUUCAUAUCAAAACAAAACCAAGCAAUUAUUGACUUUUCAGCCUCCUUUCCUAUUUUUAUCUAGGGACACAAAAGGAUCCUUGGAUACUUUUGCCUCAACCACGGCCAUGAUGACCCCUGAUUCUGUGGAUUUCUGGUGCUUCAGACCCAGCUGCCCCCGCCCCCGGGCCAAUGAGAUAGCUACAAACCAGGGCAAAUGGUGGUCCGCAUCCACCGAAUCAUUGCGUUUUUCAAUCUCUAAAUCACGACAUCAUGAUGUUGGAGUUCAGAAAGCUUCUUUUUUUUGGAAUUUUUUGAAUUUUUUGGUUUAUAUGGAUAUGGGCACGAUGAUGUGCAAACUGCAUUGCUGUGAUUAUUCCGCCUUCUGUAGGUUCAAACACGCCUUAUCCCUAGACUUCUUCAUAGGUCGAUAUUGCGUCUCUGCAUUAAUUAUUGCAUCUUCUCUCCUGAAAAUACCUCAAAAAUUAGUGAUGGGAACGCUGGCAUGAGGUCUAUCUUUAUCAAUCUAUCAGAUACCGCUCGUUUCUUUUCUCGCUCGUUGUUUUAUAGACCUACAUAUAUAAUUAUUUUUUAUCUCACUUGCUUUAUCACGUCGUUCGUUUCCCCAAAUAAUAUUCCAGCGUUACGCGUGGAUUACUUUAUAGACCUAAGAUGCCGCCUGGUGAAAAGACUUGGUUAACCUCUGGGUUAAGGCGUUCGUCAAGCAACGAGAGCCUCAAUGAAGGCUAUCAGACCGGUGAGGAGGGACAGCCAGACAUAGGUGAUUCUUAUCAAACGAGUUCCUCCCGCCGCCAGAUCGGACUCACAUCGGCCGUGUUUCUCAUCUUCAAUCGCAUGGUUGGCACCGGAAUCUUUGCCACGCCAAGUAGCAUCUUCGCGCUCUCAGGAAGUGUUGGAUUGAGCUUGUUCAUAUGGGUUGCUGGCAUGAUCAUCGCGGCCGCGGGCAUGGCGGUGUACAUUGAAUUUGGAACCGGGCUGCCUCGAAACGGUGGAGAAAAAAACUACCUGGAAUAUGUUUUUCGAAAGCCACGGUUCCUCACCUCGUGCUUGUAUACAGGCUACGUCGUUUUGCUAGGUUGGGCAGGAUCAAAUUCAGUCGUAUUUGGCGAGUACAUCUUACACGCAGCCCAGAUCGAGGUAAACCGAUGGAACCAGCGAGGCGUCGGACUUGCUUGCAUCACAGCCGCCUUUCUAAUCCACGGCCUUGCGAUGAAAUGGGGAUUGCGACUGCAGAACCUUCUGGGCAUAAUCAAGCUCCUUGUUAUCAUCGUAAUCGUUGUUGCCGGCUGGGCCGCCCUUGGGGGAGCGCUAAAAGUCGAAAAGCCCAACAAUUUUGAGAACGCUUUUGAGGGAACCACAGGAAGCGCAUAUGGAGUGGUCACCGCGCUGUACAAUGUCAUAUGGAGCUUCAUCGGGUACAGCAAUGCCAAUUAUGCGUUGAGCGAGACGAAAAAUCCAGUGAGGACGUUGAAGAUCGCUGCUCCUCUAGCGCUAGGGCUCGUGUCGAUUUUGUACAUCUUGGUUAAUGUUGCGUAUUUCGCUGCGGUCCCAAAGGAAGAAAUACUUUCCUCCGGCCGUGUGCUUGCGGCAUCUUUCUUUCGAAAUGUCUUCGGCCCUCAAGCCGAAAGAGCACUGUCCGUCUUCGUCGCGCUGUCGGCAUUCGGCAACGUGCUCAGCGUCAUUUUCUCGCAGGGCCGCUUGGUUCAAGAACUUGGCCGCGAGGGAAUCCUUCCCUUCUCUCGACUCUGGUCGAGCAAUAAACCUUUCAACGCGCCAUUUGCAGGCCUGUUCGAGCACUGGGUUGUUUCUGUCGUUAUCAUGUUAGCACCUCCGCCGGGCGAUGCCUACAACUUCAUUCUUAACGUAAUCUCCUACCCCCUCUCCAUAAUCAACACCUUCGUCGCGGCCGGCCUUAUCCACCUCUACCUCAACCGCGCCAAAUACAAUUGGAACCCGCCCGUCUCCGCAACGCUACCGGUGGUAAUCUUCUUCCUCCUCAGCAACAUGUAUCUCGUCAUCGCCCCCUUCGUGCCGCCAACGGGCGACCAGAACGUUUACGAUGAGCUCCCUUACUACCUCCACUGCCUCGUGGGAAUUGCGAUUGUGCUCGCCGGCGGCGUUUACUGGCUCAUCUGGGCACAGUUGAUGCCGCGGCUGGGCAGGUAUCGGUUGGAGAGGAAGGUUGUUCUGGGCGAGGACGGGUGGACGAGGAAUGUGUUUACGAAGAAGUAUCUUGCCUGAUCGGCGGGAAUGCUUUAUUGGGAGAUUUUUUUACCUCUACUACCUCGUUUCCGUUUUUCUUUUUACAUAUUGGCUGCGCUGCUGUAUGCGGCACGGUAUUGCAUUGCAUUGCAUGGCGUUUCAUUUUUCUUUCUUUCUUUCUUGUUUGCUUUGAGCGGGCGUUUCCCCUUCAUUAAUAUUCUAAUAACAUUUGAGAUACCAUUUAGCCGUAUAUGAAGGAUAUCUACAGUUAAUGAUUAAUCUGGAUAAGACGGGGGCGUCAUGUUUAUAGCUUUUAAAAGUUGAUAUACCCAGUUGGGCAACCACUGUUUCGUGUUUGACUGAUCGCUACUGGAAACCCUUAUAUCGCAAUGAACUCCACAACUUUCCCGGAGACGUCAUUGGACCCCCC